Molecule: messenger RNA, 3231 nt
Organism: Fusarium odoratissimum NRRL 54006
Lineage: Eukaryota; Fungi; Ascomycota; Sordariomycetes; Hypocreales; Nectriaceae
Exons: 1
Coding region: 336-2561 (741 amino acids)
Molecular function (GO): lipid binding
Source: RefSeq, a predicted model, not a curated record
CCCUCUCAUCAUGGACAGGUCGAAAUUCUAAAGAAAGCCAUCAUGGUUGCGAAAUAAGCUGCAUCACCCAAGCACUGAGCUUCGUACAACUGUAACUCCCUAAGAUUCACAGGGGUUGUGGUUGCCUCAAAGUGUUACAGCUGUACCUGUAAGCCUAGCCUGCCUAGGACCUGAAGCUCCGGCAGAGUCAUGACGUCGUCACUUUUAAUCACUGGCUUGGGUGUCUACUAUAAAAAUGAUCAAGCAUGAAUCUCUUCUUUAACGAGUCAUCCCAACCACGAAAAGGCACGACUUUCUAGAUUAUCACCAGGCAAUUUGCGCCUGCAGCUUUCAAAAUGCUGUCGUGCUUUGGCAUUGGUAAAAAUCGCGAGGACGCAGAGCGCGAACCUCUGCUGCCGCGUUACAAUGACGACACCGGCCUGCAGACGCGACUUCAUGAGAAGCUCCAUACAUAUCAAAUGCUACGCGCAAUAUCUAAAGGAUAUAUGCCAACAAACGAACAACUUAUCAUCCACUUGAGAACUCUUCUGUCGGCUCAGAUUUUGAACCCUGAGCGACAAGAGCUGAGCCCAUCAGGACGAGCCCUGGUCAGAAGCAUCAAGCUCUGGAUCAAACAGUUCAUUGAGGUGUUGCAACACAAGAAUAGUAAGGACCAGAUUCAGGACUUCAUCUGGUAUCUUACCAAAGCUCGUUUGGAUGUCGACGUCGCACAUAUUGAGCAACGAGCUGCCAGGGCAAAGGUCCGAGCCGAUGCUGUCGCAACCUACAAGAGCUUGCAGACCGUUGGAUCGCUUCUCUUGACCAACUCCGAUUUCCGCAUCUUCCUUUCCGACCUUAGCACUGUUGGAAGAGAGGUGCUUCGAGAUACUGCUUUCACCUUGUCCGACGUCUCUAAACAAGCUGGUGAGGCCAUCAAGCCCUCCAAGGAGGAGGAAGAGGCUCUUAAACAUGCAAAUGGCAAUGGCAAAUCACCUGCUCCACCCUCGGACGAAGAUCUUAAGAAUGAGGUGGUAGAUGUCGGUGAAACUGUCAAAGAUGGUGCGAUUGAAGUGGCCGACGGAGCGGUGCAGAGCAUCAAGGAACAUGUGAAGGGGGACGAAGGUGAUGCACUUGUGAAGCGCCUCAAGCAAACCGUGAUGAACCUCCGGAAACGAACGGACUACAAGGAGUCGGUUUCAACAAUCUCGCUGCUCAUCCAACGUUAUCUUCUCGCCUACUCCCACGCAGCCGCUGCAACCGUUGAAGCAGUUGAGGAGGACACCCAGCCCAACCCAGAGGCCGACAAAGCAGUCCACAACUUCUGGUUGUUCGUCACUUCUCUCGGCAAGCGUGAGCAUUGGGAUGAGGUCAAGAAAUCCUUCGAAGCCGUUGUCGAUGAUGGAAAAACCGACCCCAACUUUGAUGAGCUUGUGCGACAGAUUGGCAAUCUGGUGCAGGAUAUGCUGAGCGACCCUGAUUUCUUUGACAACAUCGAAGAACGAUUCCAGGAACUGCGCAAGAAGUCCAAUGAUCUGACUGCCAAAUCAUCAAUUCGAGAUGAUCUCGACGCCCUGCUUUCGAGUCUGUAUGCCGCUUUCCGCUCAAUCCUGGAUGACCAGGAUAUCAAGAAGCUCAUCCACACAACUGAAAGAAUUGCUCUCCUCUUGUCACCGGCCGGCGAAUACGCUAACAGCGACCUGGUCACCGACACUAUCAACAUCUUUGUCCCUCUCCUCAUCCAGGCUAUUCAGUACAUCCCCAUUCCACGUGUUGAAGUAUCAGCACCCGCUAUCGAUCUUCUGCUAGAGAAUCUCAUCCUUGAGCCCGGUCGCACCAUCAAUGCAAGCUCCUUCCUGCCCUUCCAGCUUAACAUCUCAACCUACAAUGAUGUUCAAGUGAGAAAGGCACUUCAUGGGACGCAAUCUACCAUGAAAUCAAUGAUGAAAGUGACUGUGUCUGGCCUCUCUAUCGCAGCAGACGACCUGGGUUACUGGUUCCACCUGCACUCUGGUCUUUUCCGUAUGGUUGAUGAAGGUAUCGCAGGAUUCCACCUUGAUAAGCGCGGCGUGGACAUCACUCUUGACCUCGAAAUUGGAAAGGAUCGCCUGGAACAGAUCGUCUCCUUACGCGAUGUCAAGGUCCGCAUCCAUCACCUUAAUUACACGCUGAGCAAGUCCAAGUUUGCUUGCCUCGCUUGGAUCCUGAAGCCAUUGGUCCGGCCCAUUGUGCGCAAGGCUCUUGAGGUCAAGAUUGCAGCUUCAAUCGCUGAAGGUCUUCACUUCCUGAACCGUGAAAUGCUUUAUGCACGGGAGCGUCUCCGUGCCACACGAAUUGCUGAUCCAAAGGACCUCUGGACGUUCAUUCGAGCAGUUGCUGCACGUCUCGUUCCAGCGCCCGACCCAGACAUCGACGCCCGCGUUGGCGUCAAAGCAGGGUCAGGCGUGUUCCAAGGGCGGUAUGCACCUGGCAGUCUGGUCAAGCUGUGGGAGGAUGAAGGCAGGGAUGCAGAGCAGAAGCUCUUUGAGUAUGAGCAGGGAGGAUGGAAGAAUGAUAUCUUUGACGUUAGCACAAGCCGAGUUUAAGGUUGAUUUGCGAUGCAUCAUGUAUAUUAGUUACGGUACGCUCAUUAGCUGAUUUGCGAGGCAUGUUGGAGUUGCUGGAGUUUGUUUUAGGGUGGUGAGGUAACAAGGCUACAGGCAAAAGGGCACAUGUUAGGAUGGCGCAUGAUGAAUCAAAUUUUUUAUGAUGACUGAAGCGUCUAGAAAGUCCAUGACAAAAUGAGCUGAAGGCAUUGGACAGCUGUAAUGCCGUUGUAUCCGCUUCAGGAAUGUCGUAACGCUCAGCAUCCAAACGUCGAAUCGGGAGUGAGAUUUGGGCAAGGUAGCAUCUAAGAAGAAGUUCUCUGCUUAGAAUGGCCAAAAUACAUCCCAAUGAUACCACAGUACAUGAAUACACAUAUGUACGCGUGUGCAUUUGGUGCCAGGGGAUGUGAUCACUCAUGUUUCUCAAUCUUAACCCAGAAACAGCGGCCGCCUCCGUCCAAGCUCUAAAGGCGAUCCCCAGAGUCGAGGGUCCAGUAGAAGAAGAGCAUGGUGCAGCACUGCAGGUAUACCAAUGGAGUGGUUUCAGUUAAAAGAGGAGGUGGCAGUUCUAGGGCAUUGACGGUAAUGAGCCAUGUCAUGCUGCUACUGUACCUCUGUGUGAGUUGGCUUGUGGCUGGGACAGCUCUAGCGGAAUAGUCUUGUCACGAGG